Messenger RNA from Oncorhynchus gorbuscha (pink salmon), 1481 nucleotides. RefSeq names its product dynein axonemal heavy chain 11-like. The record is from RefSeq and is a predicted model, not a curated record. The coding region runs from base 12 to 1481 and encodes 489 amino acids. Gene Ontology annotation, cellular component: dynein complex. The transcript has 11 exons. Lineage: Eukaryota; Metazoa; Chordata; Actinopteri; Salmoniformes; Salmonidae. Gene Ontology annotation, molecular function: dynein light intermediate chain binding; dynein intermediate chain binding; minus-end-directed microtubule motor activity. Gene Ontology annotation, biological process: microtubule-based movement.
UGCAUGCUGUCAUGAACCUGGUGCUCUUUGAGGAGGCAAUGCAGCAUGUGUGUCGUAUCAGUCGUAUCCUGGAGGCCCCCCAUGGUAAUGCUCUGCUGGUGGGGGUGGGAGGCAGUGGGAAGCAGAGUCUGUGUCGCCUCGCUGCCUUCCUCAGUACCCUGGAGGUGUUCCAGAUUACACUGAGGAAGGGCUACGGGAUACAUGACCUACGGAGUGAUAUUGCAGCGCUGUACAUCAAGGUGGGGGUGAAGAAUAUUGGGACAGUCUUCCUCCACACAGAUGCCCAGAUCCCAGACGAACGCUUCCUGGUCCUCAUCAACGACAUGCUGGCGUCAGGGGACAUCCCAGACCUGUUCAGUGAGGAGGAAGUGGAUAUGAUCGUGACGUCCAUCCGUAUGGAGCUAAGAGGACUGGGCCUGAUUGACAACAGAGACAACUGCUGGGCCUUCUUCAUCGAGAGGAUACGGAGGCAGCUCAAGGUGGUCCUGUGUUUUUCCCCGGUAGGGUUCACCCUGCGUACCCGUGCUCGUAAGUUCCCGGCCCUGGUCAACUGUACAGCCAUAGACUGGUUCCACUCCUGGCCUCAGCUGGCCCUUCAGUCUGUCAGCACCACCUUCAUAGAGAAGAUACCUGAUCUGGAGCCGGAUGUCCGUGCGUCCAUCAGUGAGUUUAUCUCCUACGCCCAUACCAGCGUUAACGAGGUGAGUGUGAAGUACCAGCAGAACGAGAAGCACUUCAACUACACCACUCCCAAGAGCUUCCUAGAGUUUAUGAAGCUGUACGGUAACCUACUGGGGAGAAAACGCAGAGAGCUCACUCAGAAGAUGGAGAGACUGGAGAACGGCCUGCAGAAACUACAGACCACGGCCUCACAGGUGGAGGAUCUUAAGGCUAAGUUAGCAGUCCAGGAAGUAGAGCUGUGGCAGCGGAACACAGACACAGAGGCUCUCAUCUCUAAGAUCGGCCAGCAGACAGACAAACUCAACCAGGAGAGGGCGGUGGCAGACGCGGAGGAACAGAGGGUAGGAACCAUCCAGGCUGAGGUGACCACACAGCAACAGCAGAGUGAAGAGGACCUGGCGAAGGCUGAACCUGCCUUACAGGCAGCUGACGCAGCCCUCAACACACUCAACAGGCUGAACCUGACAGAGUUGAAGACGUUCCCUAACCCCCCGGCCAUAGUGACCAACGUUUCUGCUGCUGUCAUGGUGCUACUGGCUCCUCAUGGUAAAUUACCCAAAGACCGCAGCUGGAAGGCAGCCAAAGUAGUCAUGAGCAAGGUGGAUGACUUCCUACAGGCAUUGGUGAACUUUGACAAGGAACACAUCCCGGAAUCGACAGUGAGGUGCGUGAGAGAUGAGUACCUCAGUGACCCAGAGUUUAACCCUGAGUUUGUCAGACUCAAAUCAUCCGCCGCCGCCGGUCUCUGUGCCUGGGUCCUCAACAUCAUACGCUUCCACGAGGUACACUCCACACAGUAA